AAUAAGGGGGGUCCAACUUCCUCACUCUCUCACCAUUUUUUCACAAAUCAAAACCACUUUUCAUUUUAUCAUCUUGUAAAACUAAAACAUACCAUGUUAUGAAUAUACACGAUUGAUGAUCGAUAACAAUUCCGUGUUCUAUUCACACUCAUAACCACUUCAUUAAAUCUUCUUCUACUUCUCUCGCUAGAUCUCUUCCUUCUUCUACAGUGCAUAGGAAGAAAAGGAGAAAUGGCUGUACAUGACCAGCCUGGUUUUGGAUGGUGUAAACCAGGUGUUUUAAAGAUUGUAUUAGGGUUUCUAGGUAUGGGUUUGAUUGGUUACAUCUUAGGUCCUCCUUUAUACUGGCAUCUAACAGCUGCUCUCAGUCAUGAUUCUUCUUCUGUUUCUUCUUCCACUUGUCCACCAUGUGUUUGUGAUUGUUCUGCUCAACCACUUAUAGCUAUGCCGGAAGGAUUGAGCAACAACUCAUUUGCAGAUUGUGUAAAACAUGACAUGGAUGUCAGUGAAGACAUGGAGAAGAAUUUCGCAGAGCUCCUUUCGGAGGAAUUGAAACUUCGAGAAGCUGAAGCUUUGGAAAGUCAGCGUAAGGCUGACAUGGCAUUACUUGAAGCAAAGAAAAGUGCAUCUCAGUAUCAAAAGGAGGCAGACAAGUGCAAUUCAGGUAUGGAGACAUGUGAAGAGGCGAGGGAGAAAUCUGAAGCUGCAUUAGCAGCGCAGAAGAAGUUGACUGCCAUGUGGAAACUGAGGGCUCUUCAGCGAGGAUGGAAAGAAGGAGCGGUCAAUUCAAGAUAAAUACUAAUUGAAUUUCAAAGGGCACCCUUGGUUUUUAUCUUCUCGUGAGGCUAUACACUAUUAAUAGCUUUAAAGGAUAAACCUUGAAGAGGGUAUUUUGAUGUAUAACGAUGUCCGAAAUGGAAAAGGUUUUGGGUUCUGCUUUUCCCUUCGCUGAGUCCAGCCAUCCAAUUAGUUGUACUUAGAUUAAUGAAUCUGACAAACUGGUUCAAGGUUCUAGUUAUCGUUUUUGGUUUUCUGCUACUUUUCAGUUGGUAAAGAAAUACGUAUUGUCAGCCUAUUCAUAUCCUCGUAUGUUCAGAACAGUUAAUUAUGUUAAUAAGAACGAGUGCUCCUGUCUCAUAGUUAAGAAAGUCCUAUUGAACAGCA
Molecule: messenger RNA, 1164 nt
Organism: Papaver somniferum (opium poppy)
Lineage: Eukaryota; Viridiplantae; Streptophyta; Magnoliopsida; Ranunculales; Papaveraceae
Exons: 3
Coding region: 232-795 (187 amino acids)
Source: RefSeq, a predicted model, not a curated record